CCUGUUUGACAGAAACUAUGAAGAGACCACGCCCCCUCGAGGUAACAUUCCCAUGACGUCAUUACAGAUCAUUGCGGAAGUGAAACGGUCGACAGACAGAAACACAAAUAAGUUGUUGUGUUGACGCGUCUCUGAAACUUACAGAUAGACUGUCAUCAUGCUGGGAGGAGGAUUCAAAGCAGAGAGACUAAGAGUCAACCUCCGGCUGGUCAUCAAUCGACUCAAACUCCUUGAGAAAAAGAAAACUGAGCUUGCUCAAAAGGCAAGGAAAGAGAUCGCAGAUUACCUGUCAUCAGGAAAGGAUGAGCGGGCCCGGAUCCGUGUGGAGCACAUCAUCAGAGAAGACUACUUGGUGGAAGCCAUGGAGAUCCUGGAGCUUUACUGUGACCUGCUGCUGACUCGCUUUGGCCUCAUUCAGUCCAUGAAGGAACUGGACCCAGGCUUACAGGAGGCAGUUUCCACCCUCAUCUGGGCAGCGCCUCGUCUCCAGGCAGAAGUGUCUGAACUAAGAACUGUAUCUGAUCAGCUAUGUGCAAAAUAUAGCAAGGAGUACGGCAAGCUGUGCAGGACAAACCAGAUUGGCACAGUCAACGACAGGCUGAUGCACAAACUGGGCGUGGAGGCCCCUCCCAAGAUCUUGGUGGAGCGCUACCUGAUAGAAAUCGCCAAGAACUAUAAUGUGCCGUACGAACCUGACGCCAUGGUCCGGCCUGAGGUGUCUCUUGGAGAGGAGGCAGACCUGAUUGACGUGGACAACGACAAGAAGUCUGGAAGAGGAGGAGGAGGAGGAGGAGGAGGUGGAGGUGGUGGAGGUGGAGGUUUCACUGCUCCUGGUGGUGCUAUGCCCAUGCCCAUGGGCAUGCCUAUGCCCAUGUCCAUGCCCAUGCCAACAGCUUUCAACUAUCCACCUCCCAAAGGAGCCGGACCGUAUAAUCCCGUCGGAACCUACAGCAACUUCCAGCACCCCAUGGGAGGAGCGCAUCCCCCUCAGCUGCCCACUUGUCCCCCCACAUAUGAGUCUAUUGAUGACCUAACUCCCAAACCCUCUUUUCCUUCCCAGGCUGUAGGUCCUGGUCCUUCGUUCCAGCCAUUUGACACCAACUCUCUCCCAGAGCUCCCCUCUGUUCCAGACACACUCCCCACAUCUUCCUUCGGCAGAAACCCCACCAGUUCGGAUGACAUCGACUUUGACGACUUAACAAGGCGGUUUGAGGAGCUGAAGAAGAAGGCCUAACUGCUACAUCCCUGGUUUAUAUACAUACACAUACACACGGGCCUGUACCAUCACCUACGCAGCUCAGAACAGGAAAUGAAAAAAGGUUCAAGGCUCUGAGUCAGAUUUGAAUAGUUCUCCCCCCUUCCACAGUGAAGUAAUCUUACAUAGAUAUUAAACAUACAUGUAAUCUUACCUCAUUUGUAUAAAUAUGACCGUGUCAGUCAGCAGACAGUACCAGUGAGUACCAUAUGUUUUAAUUUCUUUCUACAGGGCACGUAAUAUAUAUUCUGACAUACAAUCAUAUGGUUGCUGACCUCUGUUCUCUCCUUGUCAUUGAAGGUCACACUGACUUUUAACUUUUCCAAUUCGUCUGUAUGAUUUAUUAUAUAACCAAACUUAGAUUUUAAUUGUAGCUUUCCCUGGGGUGUUUUUUUGGGGGUCUGAUGAAUAUUUACAGUACAUGCCUUGAUUCUACUUUGCAAAUGCUGUGUUGCUGUGAUCUUUCCCACUGUGUCACUCACUCCAGUCUCAGACUAGUCAAACAAGCCCGACCGGCCGCCCCAGUUUGAUGGGGAGCUGGCGUUCACACUAACAAAGGCUAGAGUUUGUUUCCCAGGCAAGGCUCCAUACUCAAUGAUUUUUUUUUUUUUUUUUUUUACAUAAAGGUAUCAUGACAGAUGGAAGCCAUAUUUUCAGUGUCUUGCGUAGUCAUGCAGUUUUGUCACCGCGGAAAGGUCAUUAUGAAACACUCCUUGUUUAUUUAUACCAGAAAAAAUGGGUAUACUGUAUGAGUUCACGGUGACGCAUGUCAAACCUGUUACAGGGGUGGUGGGGCACAGAUGUGAAGUGAUAAAACAGUGUAUGGAAAUCUGUAAUAUAAUACAUUAACAAUGAUAUAGAUUGACCUAUUUACACGAAUGAUUGAACUGUAUAGCAAAAAAGAGUUUGGUAGUAGGGAGUUGUUCAAUAUUUGACAAAUCAGUUUUUUUAAUACACAGUACCUCCAAAAAAAACCCCUUUUGAAUGUCAGUCCGACCAAAUAGCUGCACCUUCUUAUCGUUGAAGUACUUCAUUUACAAGCAAAAUGUGUGCAGCCAAACAACAACCUGAUUUGAUUGAUGUAAAUAUUGUCCCCAGAGGUAAUCGGUUCCUGUUGUCCUCUGUGCAUGUGUCUUACACUUUAUGUGCACCACUGCAUUUGCCUUAGUUACCAUUUCUCAUCAGAGGCCUUGCCAGUCUGCACUAGGAUUAUGCAUUAGUUGUCCAUCAAGACUGGAUACUUGUUACCUGUAGUGGACUAGAUUACACUUUGCUUUAUUUUGCUUUGCCCCAUAAACAACUCUCUAAAAAUCUGUUGAGUUGAAAUUUGCGGACUUGAUGAAAAAAAUCAUCUGUACUGGUAAUAGAGGUCGAUGUUUCUAUUUCCUGUGGAGAAAUACGGGAGUGAGAGGGUUUUGUUGUCGUACAGACGUGACGCGUCGCUGCAACCUCACCGCACCCGGCUCUGCUUGCAUGGCAAAUGGAGGGUGGCCUUGAAUAAAAAUGAGUCAGCGAUCUCUGGUUCAGCUGGGUGAUAGACACAGUUUAUUGAUAGGUUUUACAUGUGUUGAAGUAGAGAGCGAUUAUUAACACUACAGAACUGUGAUCUGCUCACUGUCUUUUCUAUGUUGGACUGUUCUUUCAUGCUAAACAUUGAGACACAAAAAAUGGUGUCUUGUUGCAUAAAAAGAGGAGUUUUUUUUCCACUGUAUACUAAAAUAACAAUUUAAUAAAAGAUUAUUUGGAACUGGAA
Sebastes umbrosus (honeycomb rockfish) is the source of this 3008-nucleotide messenger RNA. RefSeq names its product IST1 factor associated with ESCRT-III (gene ist1). Bases 158 to 1234 code for a protein of 358 amino acids. The transcript is spliced from 10 exons. Gene Ontology annotation, biological process: protein transport. The record is from RefSeq and is a predicted model, not a curated record. Lineage: Eukaryota; Metazoa; Chordata; Actinopteri; Perciformes; Sebastidae.